AUGGUCUUAUCUCAAUCAGCUGCCUAUUAUGAUUUACCAGUGAAAUGGAAACACAACAUCUUAAUCUAUGAGAGUAUAUUAUCAAUGAUCAAUUACAUUCAAUCUUUCUAUGUUGCCAUCUGGAGAAGUGGCGAAUAUCGAAAACUAUUUAAAAAUAUAUGGAAAAACUCAAAAAUCAUUAAGAAACUAUCUUAUCCCAAGAUAAAAGAUUGCUGCGUUGUUGUGGUGGACAGAUCGAAAUUUUCCGUCGGCUUCAUGUCAACAGAACCUCGUUUAUAA
Auanema sp. JU1783 is the source of this 279-nucleotide messenger RNA. The record is from the annotation of a GenBank genome assembly. NCBI's taxonomy places the organism in Eukaryota, Metazoa, Nematoda, Chromadorea, Rhabditida, Rhabditidae.